This is a messenger RNA of Trichomycterus rosablanca, 1391 nucleotides long. It is a transcript of the gene irf10, whose product is annotated as interferon regulatory factor 10. Gene Ontology annotation, cellular component: nucleus. Gene Ontology annotation, biological process: immune system process; regulation of transcription by RNA polymerase II. The coding region runs from base 80 to 1225 and encodes 381 amino acids. Gene Ontology annotation, molecular function: protein binding; DNA-binding transcription factor activity, RNA polymerase II-specific; RNA polymerase II cis-regulatory region sequence-specific DNA binding. The transcript has 9 exons. The record is from RefSeq and is a predicted model, not a curated record. Lineage: Eukaryota; Metazoa; Chordata; Actinopteri; Siluriformes; Trichomycteridae.
AUUAUCGACUGUUGUUAAUUCUCCGGUCGUUUUCAGAAGUUUUGGGACACUCGGAGCUCAGGACGUUGGCAGGAAUGCCAUGGAGAGGACGGAGAACCCCAUGCGACUGCGGGAGUGGUUGAUAGCUCAGAUCGACAGUGGGAGGUACGCCGGUCUCAGCUGGGAGAACCAGGAGAAAACCUUAUUCAAAAUCCCCUGGAAACACGCCGCCAAGCAGGACUACCGGCAGAGCGAGGACGCCGCGCUCUUCAAGGCCUGGGCCGUGUAUAAAGGAAAGUACCGCGAGGGCCGAGACAAGGCCGACCCGUCAGCGUGGAAAACUCGUCUCCGCUGCGCCCUCAACAAGAGCUCCGAAUUUCAGGAGGUUCCAGAACGAAGCCAACUGGACAUUUCAGAACCGUACAAGGUCUACAGGAUAGUGGAGGAUACACACACACAGAGCGAAUCAGUUGUGAGUGCAGAGAAGAGCAGAGUGUGUACUGUUGUUCAGGAUGCAGUUCACGGUGAAACAAAUAACAGUGGGGUACCAGACGCGAGACUGGACGUUAGCAGGCUGAAUCAGUACAGCAGUUUGGACAGACCGGCUCAUAUUUCUGUAAAACUGCUGCCAUCGAGGUGCCAAAUUUCAGAUUUCCGACUCCACGUGCGCUUGUUCUACCAGGGCCAUCUGGUCCAGGAGGUGAUCAGUUCGUCCCCCGAGGGCUGCUUCAUCCUGCAGGGUUCCACCCCGGUGGGCAGCGAGCGGAUCUACGGGCCGUGCGAGGCUUAUACGCUGUUCUUCCCUCACCCGGACGCCCUGUCCAUCACGUCCAGCAUCGCGGAGGCCAUGAGCCGCCUCCUGCCCCACCUGGAGAAAGGUGUGCUGGUGUGGGUGGCCCCCGACGGGGUGUUCAUCAAGCGCUUCUGUCAGGGCCGGGUAUACUGGGACGGACCGCUCGCCCAACACGCUCAGCAACCCAACAAACUGGAGAGAGAGAAGACCUGCAAACUGCUGGACAUCGGCCUCUUCCUGAGAGAUAUACAUCAGCACCUUCACGCUGGGGGCCCGGGGCCACGCUACGUCAUCGAUCUGUGUUUCGGAGAAGAAUUUCCUGAUCCGAAUCAACCCAAGAACAAAAAACUCAUCACAGCGCAGGUGGUGCCCCUGUUUGCUAAAGAGCUUCUUCUGCACCUCCAGCCGCCCAUCACGGAAAUAAAGACGCUGAAGUCAGAACUACAGAACUAAUGUUUAGUUCUUCUUCUUUCUUUUACCCAUCCAUUCAUUCAUUCAUUCAUUCAUCUACAUAACCAACCAUCCAUUCAUUCAUCUGUUCAUUCAUCCAUCCAUUUAUUCACCUACAUAACCAUUCAUUCAUCCAUUAAUUCAUCUGUUUAAUGUUUAUCCUCCUCCU